Vicia villosa (hairy vetch) is the source of this 1750-nucleotide messenger RNA. RefSeq names its product UDP-glycosyltransferase 73C5-like. Gene Ontology annotation, molecular function: UDP-glycosyltransferase activity. NCBI's taxonomy places the organism in Eukaryota, Viridiplantae, Streptophyta, Magnoliopsida, Fabales, Fabaceae. The coding region runs from base 94 to 1581 and encodes 495 amino acids. The transcript has a single exon. The record is from RefSeq and is a predicted model, not a curated record.
AGUUCAUACUACUUUAUAUACCUAUAUAAUUGAAACACACUUCAAUUCAACUCUAACUUCAAAAUCCUUACACUAUUCAUAAAUCUCUAAACCAUGGUUUUGCAAGCAAAUAUUAAUGUUCCACACUUUGUACUAUUUCCAUUAAUAGCACAGGGUCACAUUAUUCCAAUGAUAGACAUAGCUAAACUCUUAGCACAACAUGGUGCCAUUGUUACCGUUUUUACUACACCAAAAAAUGCAUCACGUUUUUCUUCAGUUCUUUCUCGUGCUGUUUCUUCUGGUCUUCAAAUCAAUCUUGUAACACUCAAUUUUCCAUCAAAACAAGCUGGAUUACCAGAUGGUUGCGAGAAUUUAGACAUGGUUAGUAUUUCACAAGAAAUAAUGUAUAGUUUUUUUCAUGCAUUUUCCUUGCUCCAAAAACCAGCAGAGGAACUUUUUGAUAAAUUGUCACCGAGACCAAGUUGCAUUAUCUCUGAUUUUUGCUUUCCUUGGACUUCUGAGAUAGCUGAAAAACAUCAUAUUCCAAGGAUUUCAUUUCAUGGUUUUUCUUGUUUCUGUCUCCAUUGCUCGUUCAAGGUGUUUUCUUCAAAGAUUCUUGAAAGUGUAAAUUCAGAUACUGAGUAUUUCACUGUUCCUGGCAUACCUGACAAAAUUCAAGUCAACAAAGAACAGAUGCCAGGGCCAGCAUCAGAUCUGAAUGAAUUUGCUGUGAAAAUGAAAGAAGCUGAAGAAAAAUCAUAUGGUGUAAUCAUAAACAGUUUUGAGGAGUUAGAGAAAGAAUAUGUUAAUGAUUACAAAAAGUUGAAAAAUGAUAAGGUUUGGUGUGUUGGUCCUGUUUCACUAUGCAACAAAGAGGGUUUAGAUAAAGCUCAAAGAGGUAACAUAGCUUCAAUAAGUGAAGAUAAUUGUUUAAAGUUUCUAGAUUUGCAUAAGCCAAAAUCUGUUGUUUAUGUUUGUCUUGGAAGUUUAUGCAACUUAGUUUCUUCACAACUUAUUGAAUUGGCUUUGGGGUUAGAAGAAACCAAAAUGUCAUUUAUUUGGGUUAUUAGGGAUGGACCUAUUAAAACUCAAGAGCUAGAAAAAUGGAUUAGUGAUGAAAAGUUUGAGGAAAGGAACAAAGGGAAAGGACUCUUAAUAAGAGGGUGGGCCCCACAAAUGGUGAUAUUAUCUCAUCCUUCAAUUGGUGGAUUCUUAACACAUUGUGGUUGGAAUUCAACACUUGAAGGGAUAACUGUUGGUGUUCCAAUGAUAACUUGGCCAUUAUUUGCUGACCAGUUUUUGAAUGAGAAGCUUGUGACUCAAGUUUUGAGAAUUGGAGUGAGUCUUGGUGUUGAGGUUCCAAUGAAGUGGGGUGAGGAAGAGAAGAGAGGGGUUGUUGUGAAGAAGGAAGUUAUUAAGGAGGCAAUAUUUAAUUUGAUGGAUGAGGAAGAUCAAGAGAGUAAAGAGAGAAGAGAAAGAGCUAGUGAACUUAGUGAGAUGGCAAAGAGAGCUGUUGAAAAAGGUGGAUCUUCUUAUAUUAACAUCACUUUGCUUAUACAAGAAAUCAUGCAGCUACAAUCAACAACCAAAGUAGAAACUUGAAGAAACAUGCAAUUUAUAACAACAAUAUUUGUCCUUUUGCUGUUAUUAUUUGUUUUUUUUUUGUUAUGUAGUUACAUGCAUGAAAAUUGUCUAACUAUAAAGUCCUCCAUGUUUGUACUUUUUAAUCAUAAAAUUGUACAUCAAUAAAUUAUAUGCCUUGUCUUGUGAA